GUGAUGCCCCGCCCCCAACCCAGAGGAGGAUAGGGCUGCUGGGGGAGAAAGUGGAGAGAGUCAGAGCUCUGCGGCACUGGGUGACGUCUUGUGACCAUGGCUCUGGAGCCUCGGAAAGGGCGGGACUACGGUUUCUCAGAACCGUUAGGCCACUCACAGUGGAGGAAGCGCUAACGGGACAGUCGCACAAGCCAACCGCAGCCGGAGCUCUGCAGGUGGACCUGGGUGGAGACUUCGCGCACUGCAGUUGCAGAACAGGUGGAAUUGGCUAUGGAUAAUUCAUACAAUUUCAAUGAACAAGGCUCAUGGAAUGGAAUCUCAUCUGAAAAGAAAAAGAAUUUCCUUGCAUCAGAAGAUCAUGGACAGAAAAUUUUAAGUGUUCUACAGAGUUUUAGAGAACAGAAUGUCUUUUAUGAUUUCAAAAUAAUAAUGAAAGAAGAAAUAAUCCCAUGCCAUCGUUGUGUGUUGGCGGCAUGCAGUGACUUUUUCAGGGCCAUGUUUGAAGUAAACAUGAAAGAAAGAGAUGAUGGAAGUGUUACCAUUACUAACUUGUCCUCCAAAGCAGUAAAGGCAUUUCUUGACUACGCCUAUACCGGGAAAGCAAGAAUAACAGAUGAGAAUGUGGAAAUGUUCUUCCAGCUGUCGUCCUUUCUGCAGGUCCCCUUCCUAUCCAAAGUUUGCAGUGACUUUUUAAUAAAAAGCGUCAGUCUCGUCAAUUGUUUGCAUUUGUUAUCUCUGUCAGACAGCUACGGCUCUACCCAUUUGUUUAGUCACACUUUAUGCUUCGUACAGCGUCACUUUCAUUUGCUAUUUAAAUCCAGAGAGUUUUUAGAGAUGAAUUUUGGAGUGCUACAGAAGUGUCUGGAGUCAGAUGAGUUAAAUGUGCCUGAAGAAGAAAUAGUCCUGAAGGUUGUCAUCACAUGGAUUAAAUACAACUUAGAGUCCAGGAGAAAGCACCUGCCUCACUUGAUUACAAAAGUAAGGUUACAUCAGUUACCCGAGGACACACUUCAAGACUAUCUGCUCAAUGAAGAGUGUUUACUCAAAAGCACAAACUGCUUUGAUGUAAUUGUGGAUGCCAUUAAGUGUGUGCAAGGUUCUAGUGGCCUCUUCCCUGAUGCUCGACCAUCCACAACUGAAAAAUAUAUAUUCAUCCAUAAAACUGAGGAAAAUGGCGAAAAUCAAUAUACAUUUUGCUAUAAUAUUAAAACUGACUCAUGGAAAAUACUGCCACAAUCACAUCUUAUUGAUUUGCCAGGAUCUAGUCUGUCUAGCUAUGGAGAGAAAAUAUUCUUAACAGGUGGUUGUAAAGGGAAGUGCUGUAGGAAGGUUCGACUUCAUAUUGCUGAGUCUUACCAUGAUGCCACUGACCAGACCUGGUGCUACUGUCCAGUCAAAAAUGAGUUUUUCUUGGUUUCAACCAUGAAAACCCCGAGAACCAUGCAUACAUCAGUCAUGGCUCUCAAUCGAUUAUUUGUUAUAGGUGGAAAGACUAGAGGAUCCCAGGACAUUAAAAGUCUCUUAGAUGUUGAAUCUUAUGAUCCACUAUCCAAAGAGUGGACAUCGGUUAGCCCUUUACCCAGAGGCAUCUUUUACCCAGAAGCCAGUGCAUGUCAGAAUGUCAUUUAUGUUCUUGGAUCUGAGGUAGAGAUUGCAGAUUCAUUUAACCCAUCCCUUGAUUGUUUUUUUAAAUACAAUGCUACAACUGACCAGUGGUCUGAACUAGUAGCAGAGUUUGGGCAGUUCUUUCAUGCUACUCUAAUUAAAGCUGUUCCAGUAAACUGUACCCUGUAUAUAUGUGAUCUUUCCACCUAUAAGGUGUAUAGUUUUUGUCCUGAUACUUGUGUUUGGAAAGGAGAAGGCUCUUUUGAAUGUGCAGGCUUUAAUGCGGGUGCAAUUGGGAUUGAGGAUAAGAUUUACAUAUUAGGUGGAGAUUAUGCACCAGAUGAGAUCACAGAUGAGGUGCAGGUUUACCACAGCAGCAGGUCAGAGUGGGAAGAGGUGUCACCCAUGCCAAAAGCCUUAACUGAAUUUUACUGCCAAGUUAUUCAGUUCAACAAAUAUAGGGACCCAUGGUUUUCUAAUCAUUUCUAAAAAUAAUAUUUGCAUGAGUGGUCUAAAAUGAUGCCUAGUAGAAUUAGUAAAAAAGUAUCUUACUUAGCACAAUAAAAUAUUCCUUCUAUUGAAGAAUGACUAGAGAUGUAUGCUGUCUAUAAAGUAGACAGUUACCAGAAAGUUAAAAUACAAAAUACAUUUUACCAAAGUUACAUUGAAUGUAAUUUAAUAUUGAAUAGUUCAGAAUACUUAGUAUUUUCUUAUGUAAGUAAAAAUUAUAGGUUUUGACCCUUUGACUUUAAGGUAAAGGAUGACAAAAAAAAUCAGUGUUCAUAAAUGUGUACCAUGUAGAAGGGAGAACUCUCUUGAGGAAGGGAAAAUAGCCUAUAUACUGUCACAUUGUGUGACAUCAAGAUAAAUUAGAAAUAGGUGAGACGCUCACAUUGAACAUUGUAGGUCUAAGAAUUAUUGAAUCCCUAUCCUUUUCUGCCUGCUACUUAAGUGAUUUCAUUUUACCUUUGUUGUGGUCAGUAACUUUCUAAAAUACAUUUCUUCACCCUUCUGGUCAAUAUACUAAGAAGAGUUUGGCUUUAUUAUGGUACAUGAUAUUAUGUACAUGUAAUAUGUAUUUGUUAUUAAGAGCAUAUUUGAGCACUUUAUAGUGCUAAGCCAUUGCAAUUAAUAUUUUUUUACUUGCUUGUUUAUUUGUUUUUAGUAUCAUUGUGAGACUGAGCUUUUAAUAACAUGAUAGCUUUCAUUUUUUGGUUCAAAUUUGGUAAAUUUACAUUUUUUAUUUAAUUAUCAUCCUAAAUUGCACCAAGCUUGACUGUGUCUUAACAUAUAACCCACUGAGUGAUGUCCUUGCAAUCUGAAAUGGUACUUUUAAAAUGUUCUUUCUAUAUCAUUAGUGCCUGUUCCCCCAACAUAGAGGAUAUAGAAAUUUUUAUCUCUAGAGAAGCUGGUCAUUAUAAAGUAGUGGGUUUCUUUUUGGCCUUUGUAUACAUGUUUGUCUUUAUACUUUAGUUCCUAUUCAUCUCUUCCAUUGCCUCCACCCAUCCCCCAGGUCAUACUCUAGCUGGUUUCUUCCUGCCAGAUAGUCCCCCUUUUGCUUCCAGGCCACAUGCAUUCCCUUACCCUCUCUUCUGCUCCCUUAAGAUCUUUUCCUUCCUUCAAAGUCGUCUUUCUACUUCCAUGUCUCACAAACACAUACUGUAUACAUGCACAGAUUCAGAAACAAAUCUAGAUUCUGCAUGAGAGAAAACAUACGAUUUUUGUCUUUCUGGAUUUGGCUUAUUUCACUUAGCAUAUUGACCUCUAGUCCCAUCCAUUUUCGUGCAAGUGCCCUGAUUGCAUUCUUGAAAGCUGAAUGUAAUUCUAUUGUGCAUAUAUACCACGUUUUUUAUAUUCAUCCAUUGAUGGUCAUCUAGGCUGAUUCUGAUAUCCUGAUAUUCUGAUAUCCUGACUGUUGUGAACAGAGUGCAGCAAUAAACAUAAAUGUUCAUUAAGAAUCCUUUGUGUGUAUAACCUGGAGCUGCAGUAAGAUUCCAGGGUUUAAUUAGUACUUUACCAGUUUCCUGCCAUAGGUUCUAAUUGUAAAGCACCAUGUUGUUUUAUGACUUCAGUAAAUUAUUCAAGGUGAAUCAAAAUGACAGGACUUCUGAUAUCAAUAGUUUCAAAAUCUGUCUUUGUCGGCUUCAACCAGAGCAUGACCAUUCUUCUUCGUGAGCAAGGUCAUUCUGCUUCACAAGAGGUAUGCUUGUUUAAUUGCUCUAAAAGAUACUGCCAUUUUAGGUUUUAAUACCUCUGAUUUACAUCUUAGGAACUAUAUAGAUCGCACAACUUAGAAUUAGUGUGGUUUCCUACACUACAUUAUAAAUAUUAAUUUGUAGUAAGUGUAGUUAAUGUUUACCUAAAUGAAAGUUCUUUGAUUUUAUCACAUAAAUGCAAACACAAAUUUCAGAUGUAUUUUCAAAGUAUAUUUGCAUGCAGCUUCAAAAUUGGACUAUCAGCUGUCAGUCACAGGGUAUUCGGUACAAUCAAUAGCUCUUUUUAAGCAUAUUGACUGGUGGCUGUGCCUUUUCUUUCAUGUGUACUUAAGAAAAAGAAAACUCAGAGGAUGCUUCUCUGGCAUUCUUAGAGAAAGCUGGUAACAAAGAGUGGCCUAUGUGGGACUGGUAAGUAUUUCUUAGUAAAGUAUGCUUAAAUAAUAUCAUCAGUGAAUCUAGGAAUCAUUCAUUUCUUUCCCCUCCAAAAAAGAGAAACUAAAUUAAAACAGUCCCCUCCCAACAGUGUUACAUUAUCCAACCCUUUUUAUUUCUGCUAUUCUCUAUGGUAAUGUUCUUGACAUCGAGACCCAACUGGUGUACUUGGAUUUGUUGUCUUUUCUUAUGGUUUGGGGCCUUAGUUAUAUUGCCGUGUUUGCUUUUAAACACGUUCAUUUCUUGCCGUCUCUAUACAUCUACACCCUGUGCUUCUUUCCAGUUGUCAUUAUGAAGAAAAUACUAUGUCCAGUCAUAGAGCCCAGCCUCUUCAUUUCUUUAUCACCACCACAACAGGCUUGGCUCCACUAAUGUCUAAUUUUGUAUUUCCUUGACAUACUUUCAUCUAACUGCCCCAGUAGGGAAAAAUGGCUUUGUGUUCAGAAUCUCCAGGACUAUAUCUACAUUGGAUCCUUUGUUCCAUGACUAAACUGGUACCUCCAGUGGUCUUGCCAGUCAAUGUGGCCUCACUGCCUGAGAACAGAACUUAUCACUCUGAUGCUCUUCAUUCUGGUUUUCUUAUAUGCAAAUCUCGGUGGUCUCUGAGGUCUAUUUUGAGAAUAUAGCAUCCUUUUAUGACAUCUUCCUGUAGGUCUUUUUUUUUAUUUCUCUUUAAAGUAGUUUUCCUUUCAUGUUGGCCUUCAGCCAGGGCUACAUGUAAUGACCAAAUAAUUGGGCUCACUAUCCAGACUGCUGUCAUUCCUGUGGAAAAAAAUUGUUAACAUUUCUCCAUCCUAUUUGUGUGUGUGUGUGUGUGUGUGUGUGUGUGUCUGUGUGUGUGUCUGUGUCUGUGUCUGUGUAUGUUUGAGACAGGGUUUCUCUGUGUAGCUAUGGAACCUGUCCUGAAACUUGUUCUAUAGACCGGGCUGUCCUCGAACUCACAGAGAUCCACCUGUCUUUGCCUCCCAAGUUCUAAGAUUAAAGGCGUGUGCCACCACGGCCUGGCUCAUCCAUUAUUUUUUUUUUUGUCUUGCUUUACUUCAUUAGGAGGAUACAUCUAGAAAUACUUGAAUAUUAUCUCCUAAAUAUUGAAGGUAUGUAUAUAGCAUUAUUAAAUAUAGGAAAAGAUUAACAUAUGAAAUAAAAUCAGAGUUGAUGAACAUUCUUGUUGUGAUCUUCAAACUUGAGUUAAAAUGCAGUACACCUUUGUUCAUGUACAGUCUUGAGCAAGAGUAUUCACAUAAUUAAAAUUAAAAUCCCAUAACACUCAACUCUGUAUUGGUAAGGAAAGAAAUAUUUAUCACAGAAGCAUUCAUUGUAUUCAUUACCCAUGAAAGCUGGAUUAUUUGAGGGCAACCACACAUUGCAACAAAAUUCUACUUUUCUUAUGUACUAAGAAGAACAAAUGAAUGUGUGUUCAUUGUGUUUGGCUCAAUUAUACAUUUGACAACCAAAGUCUGAGACAGAGCUAAUCUCUUUAAUAUUUUGAUAUUUGGAAGCAACAAAAUACAUACUGGAAUAGAAUGCUACUUUGGGAUUGUUUUCAGGUUGAUUGAAUUCAUUGUUCUGGAAGCUUUUCUCUUGUAUUUGAAAUUAAAGUAUAAGUUUUAAAAAUGUCUCCAAGAAAGCAGCUCCAGAGGGUAGCCCUUUAAAAUAAGGGCUAGACUUUACAGGAAAAUAGACCUCUGUUCACUGUAAGAAACAACAAUUGCACUUUAUAAAGUCCUAAGGGUGAGACUAUUACUAAGACAUUUUAACUAUUCUGAUUUCAAUUGGUUUACAUACUUGAGAUUUUUUUUUAAAAUAGAACUUGAUUUUACUUAAGGGAAAUUUUCUCUUUCCUUCCUUUCUCACUCCUCUGUCUUUCUUCCAUUCUUCCUUCCUUCCUACUACCACUCAGGAAGAACAUCUAAUUGAGUAAAAAUAUGAAGACAAGAACCAAAACCUAUAUGAAUUGUUAUUAUUUCCCUGACACAGUACUUACAUAAACAGAGGUGGUGAUUGCCUACCUUUAUAUCUUAAAAUUUAAAGUAUGUUUAUAGAUUAUAUUUGAUGACCUAGUGCCUACUCAAAUUUAUACCAAAAUAGAGAAUUUAAUCCAAGAAUAAUAUUAUUGUUCAUUUACAAAAUGUUAGCUCUUAUAAGUUAGAGAUGUACAUUAAAAGUGAAAAUAAUCUUGGAAUAAAAGACAGAGAAAGUUUUUCUAACUUAAACAUUUCAGACACAUGAUUUUUGUCUUAGAGUUUAUAGUUCAGUGUGGACAAAGAAUUACUAUACUAUACUGAUUCCAAAAAGUUACCUUAGAAAUUGUUGCUAAUACUGAAAGUAACUUUGCCAACUGUGAUGAGAACUUCAGUUCUUGCUUUAAAGUUGUUUUAAAUUCAGUCUUUAAAGCACUUGGAGAAGCACCAUGUUUCUUGUUGCUACAAAGUAUAUCCUCAUUUGCCUUCUUGUUUAAGAGCUCAACACAUUGACUUCUCCAUCAGUGGUCAGGUUGCAUGAUUUCUCUUUGUAAGGUUGCCACAGAGAAUUCUUCAUUGUAGUGCCAUGUUGUUGGGUUGAGCCUGGCAAGCUUGGUAGAAUCUUUGACAGAAGGAUUUUACCUUACUGUCUAGUGCCAGUGAACUUGGUGGUUCAAACAUUUCAUUCUUGUCUAGCUCUCUAGGUCUUAGUAGUCCUACAGAGUCUAGAUCAGUGGUUCUCAAACUGUAGGUUGCAACCACUUUGGGGAUCAAACAGCCCUUUCACAGGUCACCAAAGACCAUCAGAAAACACAGAUUAUUACAUGACAAUUCAUAACAGUUACAAAAUUACCUUUAUGAAGUAGCAACAAAAAUAAUUUUAUGGUUGGGGGUCACCACAACAUGAGGAAUUGUAUUAAAGGGUCACACAAUUAGGAAGGUUGAGAACCACUGGUCUAGAGCCUUGUUGUGCAUCCUGAGUGCCCUCUUCCCAUCAGCAUAAUCAUAAACAUAUAUUUUGCCUGGAGAAUUUAGGGGCAAAAUUUUAAUAACAAUUUUUGAUACAGUUUUCAAAAUUUUAAAAAUACUUUUAGAAAGUCCUCUAGAAAGUCUACAAAACAUAGAAAUCAUAGAUACCAGUUACAUUAUUAAGAGGAGGACAGUUUACUCGCCGAUCAAUAUAGACUAGCUUUAUGAUAAUAACAGCAUGAUAGUUUCAUAAAACAAGGCCAUAAUUCCAUAGUUAUCAACCAUGAAACUUUAUUCACCUCAUUAACUCUGAGAACAUUCCCAACCAUACAGAACUAACUAGCUCAACAAAUUGUGCUAUUCUUCUUGAGAGUAAUGAAGUUGCUGAAAUAACUCAGAGUACAACCCUCUAUUAAUAAGUAUCACACUAAAUAGAUAUUACUUUAUAUUUCUCAUCUACAUGGAAGCUCACAGGGACUGAGACAUAACUUCAUCAUUUCAGGACUCAGCAAUUAGCACAGUGCCUAUCAUAUAAAUCUGUCCAAUAAACUAAUUCUAUUGAGCAAUGUGUAUAUGUAAAGCAAAAUAUAUUUAUCAUGACUGAAUGUGUCUGAUUCUUUUGUACCUUUGGCAAAUUGUUUCCUGAAGGUGAUGUUAUACCUUCUAAGUAAGUCUUAGAAAUUUUUUUCUGAAAGUGAUGUUAUAGUUUCUUUCUUUAUGGUGAUGUUAUAGCUUUUAAGUAGUUUUCUACCUAUUUUUCAGGUAGUUGAUUAUUUGUUUUCAUACAUUUUAACCAUAAUAGUAACUAUAACAGCUAAUCCUUCAUUUUCUUUAAGUGGCAAUAAUGAGUAAGACAUUCAGUACAAAUUCCAUUAAUACAUUUGCAACCCCCAUUUCUAAGUGUAAUUGCUUCAGUGAUAUUUUUUCCAGUUGGGGGAGGUAAUGCCCAAUGCUAUUACACAGGUAACUUAUUUCAUUUCUCUGUUAGUGAAAUGUGAGUCUUCUGCCAUAUGCUAUGAGAAAUAAAGUCAGCAUUUUUUCAGGUUUGUGUUAACCUUAAUAAUUAUCUAGUAAAAUGUCUCAGUUCUAUAAAAUGUUAAUUUAUUAAAAUGUGUCACAAUUCUCUGCAUUGUUAUCGGAAAUAAAAGAGAGAAAAGUAGA
Peromyscus californicus insignis is the source of this 8344-nucleotide messenger RNA. RefSeq names its product kelch repeat and BTB domain containing 3 (gene Kbtbd3). NCBI's taxonomy places the organism in Eukaryota, Metazoa, Chordata, Mammalia, Rodentia, Cricetidae. The coding region runs from base 271 to 2094 and encodes 607 amino acids. Gene Ontology annotation, molecular function: protein binding. The record is from RefSeq and is a predicted model, not a curated record. The transcript has 3 exons.